AUGGGCCAUCCUCAAAUAAGCUUCCUAGAUGCCUUUCAAGGAUACCACCAAAUACCUUUAGCUCUGGAUGAUCAGGAGAAGACAAUUUUUGUCACCCCUGUUGGGAAUUACCACGACAAGUUAGGAAAAAAUAUUGAGAUUUAUAUAGAUGACAUGGUGGUUAAGAGUAAGCUGGAAUCCGAGCAUAUUAACAAUCCUGGGAAUAUCUUUGAGAUCCUAAGGAGGCACAAGCUGAAACUUAAUGCUUCUAAGUGCUUUUUUGGUGUCGGAUCAGGGAAGUUCUUGGGAUACAUGGUUACCCGCCAUGGAAUUAAAGUCAAUCCCGACCAAAUUAGGGCAAUUAACAACUUACAGCCACCUUGGAAUCCUAAAAAGGUCCAGAAAUUGACAGUAAUGAUUGCUACCCUAAACCGAUUCGUCUCUCAAUCAGCAGACAGGUGUAGGCCUUUCUUUCAAUUGUUAAAUAAGUGGAAGGGAUUUGAAUGGACCGAGGAGUGCGUCCUGGCCUUCCAGCAGUUAAAGGAAUACCUUUCUCGGCCACCCAUCACGUCCAGGCCCGAGGUAGGGAAGGUUUUGUUUGCUUACAUUGCUAUGGCUUCCCAUGCAGUGAGCCUGGUGCUUGUACAGGUUGAUAGUGGUGUACAGAGACCAAUUUAUUAUGUAAGCAAGUCACUACAUGAGGCCAAAGUCCAUUACUUACCACUGGAGAAGGUCAUUUUAGCAGUAGUGCAUGUUACGCAUAAGCUCUCCCACUACUUCCAAUCACAUACAGUUGCUGUCCUUACCCAACUUUUGCUUAGAUAUCUCUUUCGGAGUGUUGAUUACAUAGGGAGGAUUGCCAAGUGGGGUACGAUCCUAGGGGCUUUUAAUAUCAAGUACAUGCCUUUCACCUUUGUCAAGGGACAAGUCCUUGCUAAUCUGGUGGCUGAGUUUGCUAAAACCCCAUUUAAAGAAAAAAUUGAGAGACAAAACAUGGAUAGAAAAUCAGUUGGCAUGGUCUCACUGCAGGAGCCUUUAUCUUCGAGGGUAUACGUUGAUGGUGUAGCAAAUCAAAGGGGCUCCGAAAUAGGGCUAGUUCUAAUAUCUCCUGAGAAUAUCACUAUUAAGAAAUCCUCAAGACUGGACUUCUCGGCCACCAACAACGAGGGUGAAUAUGAAGCUCUAUUGGUGGGGAUGGCCAUGGUUCAAAAAAUGGGCGGAAAGGUAGUGGAGAUAUUCUCAGAUUCAAGAUUGGUUGUAGGCCAAGUGGGAGGGGAGUUAGAAGCCAGGGAUGUGAGGAUGCAAGAAUAUUUUAAUCGGGUCAGGCACUUGCAGUCAGGAUUUGAGUCUUUUAGCUUGCUGCAUAUUCUUAGGGGUGGAAACACGCAUGCUGACUCUCUAGCGACUCUUGCAACAUCCUUGGCACAGGAUUUACCUCGGGUCAUCCUUGUUGAAGACUUAUGCAAGCCUACUGAGGUGAAGAGAUAUAUGGUCCACAUCCAUCAAAUUAGGGUGGGGCCUAGCUGGAUGGACCCUAUAGUGCUAUUCCUUAAGGAAGAUAUUUUACCCGAGGAGAAAUCAAAAGCUAACAAGAGGAGUUAUACGAAGGGAUUUGUGGAAGCCACAAAGGAGGUAAAUCUUUGUCCCACAGAGCCUUCACUUAGAGAUACUGGAGGACGAACAUGCAAAAGGAAGCACAAGAGUCCUUUCUCUAAGGCAGUAGGGAAUAAGAGAUGGUUGCUAGUCGGCAUGGAUUACUUCACCAAAUGGGUUGAAGCUGAACCACUAGCAAAUAUCAGAGAUAUAGAUGCCAAGAGAUUUAUCUGGAAAAAUAUUGUCACUCGGUUUGGAAUCCCUUGUACACUCAUCUCAGACAAUGGUUUUCUAUUUGACAGCAAAGCCUUUAGGAGGUAUUGUUGUGACUUAGGCAUAACAAAUAGAUAUUCCACCCCGGCAUAUCCACAGGAAAAUGGACAAGCCGAGGCUGUCAAUAAGGUCAUAGUGGGUGGGCUCAAAAAGAGGCUAGAUGACGCAAAGGGAAAGUGGUUCAGUUCAUUUCACUAA
Quercus lobata is the source of this 2043-nucleotide messenger RNA. RefSeq lists its product as uncharacterized. Gene Ontology annotation, molecular function: RNA-DNA hybrid ribonuclease activity; nucleic acid binding. Lineage: Eukaryota; Viridiplantae; Streptophyta; Magnoliopsida; Fagales; Fagaceae. Bases 1 to 2043 code for a protein of 680 amino acids. The transcript is spliced from 4 exons. Gene Ontology annotation, biological process: DNA integration. The record is from RefSeq and is a predicted model, not a curated record.